Messenger RNA from Aspergillus terreus NIH2624, 5493 nucleotides. It is a transcript of the gene iml1, whose product is annotated as GTPase-activating protein IML1. Gene Ontology annotation, cellular component: GATOR1 complex. The coding region runs from base 1 to 5493 and encodes 1830 amino acids. Gene Ontology annotation, molecular function: GTPase activator activity. The transcript has a single exon. Lineage: Eukaryota; Fungi; Ascomycota; Eurotiomycetes; Eurotiales; Aspergillaceae. Gene Ontology annotation, biological process: intracellular signal transduction; negative regulation of TORC1 signaling; positive regulation of autophagy. The record is from RefSeq and is a predicted model, not a curated record.
AUGUCGCUGCGGGGGCCUAUGAAGCGCUCGCACCUCCGGCAGGUCAGCGCAGCCAGCUUGGACUCCCUCUCCACUUCCCGCUCGCUGGAAGCUUCCCACCAUGACGCCCCCAGUGACCAUCCAUCCACCCCGGAUGAGAGAGCCAUCCGGCUGUCGUUUCCCGGUCUGGAGAGGCGACAAUGCACGCUCUGGGUCCACGAUGAGACGUUCUCCCGGGAGGAAAUCCUGUUCAACCAGACCGCGUUCAGCGAUACCGGAGUGAGCGCCGGGGAUGUCGUCGAGAUUCUCCACGCCCGGCAUACGGCCGAUGGCGCCCAUUCUCUCAAGGCGGACCUGGGCUCCAAGUCGUUGCGUGACAGUCAUGCGAAGUCAAGCUCGACCCUCCAUUUGGACGCCCUGUCCAAGUUCAAGACGCCGUUGCAAAGCCGGUGUCUCUUUGUCGUCAAGCCCUUGCCGCAGGACAUCAAAACGCGCCAUCCCAAGCUGGAGCUCUCGGUGACUACCAGCAUCGCUAAUAUCUUCGGCUUCAAGAACCGCGAUACCGUCUACGUAUCCAUCGUGGACCGGGCGCAAUGCUCCGCGUCCCAUGUAGACAUCGCCUUUCGCGAUCAGUACGUCGUCCGCUCUGACAUGUGGAGACUCGUCAUGUCUGAAUUGGCCGACAAGAUCGUCUACAAGGGCCAGAAGAUUGUGUUUAUGGGCAGCAUCAAGGCGACUGUGAAGAACAUUUUCAUCCGAGGGGAAAAGGUCCUCUCGGGUUACUUCUCCCCGCAGACCAUCCCCGUCUUCCGCAGUGAAUCAGCAAAAUAUGUGCUGUUUAUUCAGAUGUCGAGGGAGAUGUGGGAUUUCGACUCGGAGGGCACCGGUGAUAUCCUCUUUAGCAGAGUGAUUAACGGCUUCCUGCCGGAGCUCUUCAAACGGUGGGCGAACUCUGAUGCGAGGCAUCUGGUCACGAUUGUGUUGUUCACGCGGGUCGAGUAUGAUGCGUCCACAAUUGGGAUGUCGUCGACGCUUAGUCCAGAGAGUUUAAAGAACAUCUUCAACUCGAAUCAUGCCCCGACGAGGGACUUCUAUCGCGUCGUCGUCAAUGACAUGGCCAGUGGCCACUGGACCACUAUCUUGGACGAGCUGAAGAAGGAUUUCAGAACAUUCCUCAGAGACGUCUCGACCCUGAAAGUCGAUGACGCCCCCGUGGCUAAGGCCAAUGGCUCGGCGUCCGCGCCGAACGCCCGGCCGGCGGUUAUUGCAGGACGUCCAAGUACCGCCCUACGCGGAAAUAUCCUCGAAGCGAUCCACCUGGCUUCUUCACACCUGGCAUACGACCAUAUCGACCGUGACAUGGUCCAUACGGGCACCUCGAUCAUCGUCAUCACACCAGGUAGUGGAGUCUUUGAAGUGUCAUACGAGUCUCUGGCUUCCACCACGGAGGCUCUCACUAAUCGUGGAAUCGCCAUCGACCUAGUCUGUUUGAGCCCCAUGCCUCUCCACUCUGUGCCGUUGUUCAAAUACCGUGAACCGCCAAGGAGACCUUCUACUUCGUCGUUUGGCGAUAUCCAACACGGUGGCUAUUCGCCAGAGAUGCGGCAUUCCUUUGCGAGCCUGGCCAACCGGACUCCACAUCUUUCCCCAAAGUCCGCUAUCCAAGAUUCCUUCCCGGGAAUAGGCCUCAGAGAUUCCUGGUCCACGCGCCCACAAGAAUGGAAUUAUGGAAUUCCGCAUUGGCUUGAUAUAUCCUAUUGGAAUCCUGACACAUAUAGAGAGGCUCGACGGAUUUUGAAGAACGACCCGAAUGCGCCGAUCCCAUUCACGGUCACUAAGCGGUCCAAGAUCUUCGUCCCACGGGUACGGAUGUACGAGAUCCAGAUGAUGGGGGUGAUGGAAAGCGAGCAGUCCAACAUCUCGAUUCCUUACCUUUUAGAGGGACAGAGUCUCUCAAGAGGGCCGAGCCCUGGACUUAGUCUCAGCCCGGCUAGUCUGGCUGCUCCUGGAAAGCCUUCCUCGAGGCGCAGCUCCAACUUCAGACACCAGCUGAGUGAUAGCCUCCGCCCCGAGCCAUUUCUUCAGAACAUGGAGAACCCAAAAGAUGUGAUUCUCGCAAAGUCAAAGAAGACGCCAAACUCGGUAUUGUCGUGGAUGGACAAGUAUGACGAGAAAGUGUUUCAGCCGUUUCCCAAGCAGCGUCAGCGCCGCAGGUCCCCGAAGCAAAAACGACCUAGCGAGCCCAAUGUCCAGGUUUCUGGGGCGCAUGACCGCAUCUCUGCACGAUCUAUCUCCCAUCUGAGGCAACACGAGACGUCUGGUCCUCGCCCUGCAGUGAGGAAGGUCGAGCCAUCCUUCCCGACGCCAAAAAGUCCUAGCUCUGCCAAGAGCGCUUCUCCCAAGAAGCCAGCGCUCAAAACUAAAUCAACCACGAAGGUACCGCGUAUAUCACGGACUAUCAGCUUUGCCCUACGUGGUCUGAGCUCCACUCCUCCUCGGGCGGUGGCAAGCACGGAAGUCAACGUGGAGCAUGCUACAGGAAAGUCGUCUACAGACACGUUCCCAGACUCAAAAAGCGUGGAUUCAUUGAGUGUGUCGGAUAGUGCGUCGACGAGAACAGUCAUUGAAGUGUCAAAACCCCCCGGCACCCCUCAGAAACCAGUGCAGAGCUCUGCGAUCACGCCUUCCAGGCCAAUUUCCAUCAGGCCGGCGCCGAAAUUGCCGGAAGAGCCAGAGCAACCGAAUCGUUCCCUUGCGGCGUCGUUCUCAACGACAGCCACUGAGAUCCCAUUAACAGAGGACACUCGGUCGGCGGCCCAGCUGAGAAAGAGAGGGCCAAAGUUUGAGGUAACGAUGGACCCAGGUUCUCGUGAUGGGCAGAUCAAGAGUCCGCAAAGCAAGGCAUUAGCUCCUUGGGUUCGCUCGAUCAAUCCGUGCAACACCCCAAGAGAGGUCCUUCGGGAUACCACGUGGUUUGGACGCUGGCAGCACGCUUAUCCGAGACCUCCUCAUGUUGCUGUGGUCAAAUGGAAGAGUCUGAAGUCGCCUGCCAUUCUGCCUUUGACAACCGAGGAAUUUCCAACCGCAACCGAGCUGGCGACGGAGUACCUCCAGACACCGUACCGGGUCUUUCCAAAUGACGACACUGAAGGGGUUGAAGCGCCAAAGACGCGGGGGGUUCUGCUCCGAGAAAUGAUAUCUCUCCGCCUUUCACAUGGUUUCCAGAUCGUCGUUGGCAAGAAUGUGGUAGAAGUAUCCGGCCAGUACUCCCUCCAGUCGCCGAACGUCUUCGACACUAAAGGUCUUGAACGGGAUGGUGCCACUGUGUUCCUCUCCAAAGGAAAGUCCAUACAUCGGCUUAUCUGUGUUGAAGGCGCCGAAAUCGAAGUCACUCGCUUCACACAUCGGAGCUCGUCUGUUCUGUCACCAGAGAGGACGAAUGGAUGUACCGUAUAUACUGCAGCAAUGCGGACCAUCUUGAACCCUGUAUACGAGAUCAAGGAAAUAAAACUUGACUCAACGACCGAGGAAUACAACUGGAACUAUGCCGAUAACUAUGUCGCCGGUCAUCGCGACUAUCUUUACAAUCCGGCCCAGCAGUUGCAGUUCUGGCGCGUGCGUUAUGUAUUGAUCCCAAUGCACUUACGACGCAAUAUUCAGUCCUUCAAUGAAGAUAAUGAGGAAGAGAUCCAUCUGCUCGGCAUUGAUCAUCUGACCCAUAUAUGGCAACGGCACAAGUACGUGCCUCCAGAGGAAAAGAGAUUCGACACUUCCAACAAGAAGAGAGAGCAGAAUCCCCUCAAUAUCAUGUACCAAACGCGAAACCCGUCCGAGGUUGUCGCUGCGGAGCUUGAUCGGAUUCUCCUGACUGAUCCGGGACUGGAUAGCUCUCCCGCUCAGUUGCUACCGGAAUCAGAAUUGCUCGAGCGCUCCAGUAUCAGCUUGUCUUCCCUAGCGCAGAUCAUCCAAGGCGAUAACGGCGUGCGCAUGAUGGACAGAAGAUGGCACUGGCGACUACACUACAACUGUUUCAUCGGCUUCGAAUUGACAACCUGGCUCCUUCAAAACUUCCGUGACAUUGACACCCGGGAGGAAGCCGUCGAGUUUGGCGACCAAUUGAUGAAGCACGGUCUGUUCCAGCACGUAGAGAAACGACACAACUUCAGGGACGGAAACUACUUCUAUCAGAUCUCGAGCGAGUACCGCGUGGCACGCCCGGAGUCCAGAAACAGCUGGUUCCCUCAGAUUCGGACCGAAAAGUCCACGCCAUCCACUCCGGCGGGAGAUCAUAGCAAAGAGUCCCCGGUGGUAGGACAUGCUCGCUCCGAUAGCGUCGACGACACGCCUGUCCAGACACCCACUACGCCUUCAAAGUCCAAGAACAAAGCCACCAUCAUGCUGUCGAAGAGCAUGAAGUAUGACGUGGAUCCCCGGAAACGGUCGAACCGACCUGAAGUAGUCGACCUGCACUAUGAUCGGUUGCACAAUCCUGAUAAUUGCUUCCAUCUUGAGCUCAGCUGGAUGAAUACAACUGCGAAGCUGAUCGAAGACACUGUGCUAUCAUGGGCUUCGACGGCCGAAAAGUUUGGCCUGAAACUUGUCCAAGUCCCCAUUGCCGAGGCGUGUGCUAUCGACCAGACCCAACCCUUCCGGAAGCCGUAUCGGGUCCAAUUGAAGGUGCCUCCUCCCAAAGCUCCCGCUCCCACAUUUUUCAACCCCGUGUCCUUUGCGCAACAAGGGGCGCCGGACCAGCACUACUUCCAAAAAGCGCUCUUGCGCAAGUUCGACUUCGUCCUGGAUUUUGAGGCUAGAUCUGCAUUCCCUGCAGAUGUGGAGGUGUCCUACUCCUGGGGAAUCCCGGACUACCGGUAUUCGCAAUACAUCCACCGCUCAGGAAGCCUGCUGGCUCAGAUUACCGAUGAGGGUGACAUUCUCCUUCUUGCCAAUCGGCUUGUCAGUACACGGAGCGCUGCUAGUCGCGAUAUUCCCAGGCAUGAGCGGAUGGACCGACCCGACCAAUACCGCGCACGGGCGGCUACCUACGAUCCAGGAGAUCGCAUGUCGCCCCGCCUGUCUCCCGUGGCUCGCCCUGUGCAUGAUAUGGCCAGCCCUCUUAGCCCCCAGGGACACCCGCCUCUCGACUCGGCCAACUUGUACCGUGCACCGGAGCAUAUCCUGAGUGGAAUCGUAGAGUUCUGCAGUGACGCAGAGAAGCUGGAGCAAUUCUAUGAUGAGUCGCUUGCGCGUCCGGCGUCUACUAAGGUUGGGCCGGCACCAGCAACGCUGAUGGACUCGUCCAUCCCGUCGCUCGAAUUGCCUGCGAGUGUGGUCAGCCAUCAUAUCUCGCCUCCCCCGAUUCUUCCAUCUCGUGGGCCGCAAGGUUCCACGACCGUCCCUUCGGUCGAUUUGAGGUCGCAGGUGCGGGAUGAUAGUGCUCUUCCGAGAGGUAGCCCUCGAGCUGGGCCAAGAGCGAGCCCUCUAAGCAGCGGUUUGCGGCCACUUCGCUUGGGCUGA